AUGGUGUGGUGGAUGGCCGCUCCCUCCUCCCACAACUAUGGUGUGGUGGAUGGCUGCUCCCUCCUCCCACAACUAUGGUGUGGUGGAUGGCCGCUCCCUCCUCCCACAACUGUGGUGUGGUGGAUGGCCGCUCCCUCCUCCCACAACUGUGGUGUGGUGGAUGGCCGCUCCCUCCUCCCACAACUAUGGUGUGGUGGAUGGCCGCUCCCUCCUCCCACAACUAUGGUGUGGUGGAUGGCCGCUCCCUCCUCCCACAACUAUGGUGUGGUGGAUGGCCGCUCCCUCCUCCCACAACUAUGGUGUGGUGGAUGGCCGCUCCCUCCUCCCACAACUAUGGUGUGGUGGAUGGCCGCUCCCUCCUCCCACAACUAUGGUGUGGUGGAUGGCCGCUCCCUCCUCCCACAACUAUGGUGUGGUGGAUGGCCGCUCCCUCCUCCCACAACUAUGGUGUGGUGGAUGGCCGCUCCCUCCUCCCACAACUAUGGUGUGGUGGAUGGCCGCUCCCUCCUCCCACAACUAUGGUGUGGUGGAUGGCCGCUCCCUCCUCCCACAACUAUGGUGUGGUGGAUGGCCGCUCCCUCCUCCCACAACUAUGGUGUGGUGGAUGGCCGCUCCCUCCUCCCACAACUAUGGUGUGGUGGAUGGCCGCUCCCUCCUCCCACAACUAUGGUGUGGUGGAUGGCCGCUCCCUCCUCCCACAACUAUGGUGUGGUGGAUGGCCGCUCCCUCCUCCCACAACUAUGGUGUGGUGGAUGGCCGCUCCCUCCUCCCACAACUGUGGUGUGGUGGAUGGCCACCCAUAGCCUCCCCGCCGCCGCGGUGCUCACUGGUGUGUGGCCCUCACCUUUCCUCCCUUUCCUCUCAUACUGCCUGUGCUCUCCCUCUCCUCACCACCACUCUCGCAUGCCCCACCCUCCCUCCCACUAUCUCACCUCGUUUCCCCUGGCGAAGCAAGGCCGACACUAUGUGGAGCUGCCAUACGUGGUGAAGGGCAUGGACGUGUCAUUCUCGGGCCUCCUCACGGCUGUUGAGGGCCUGGCACAGCACGUUGCUGCACCGGACGCCGUGGGGGACGAUGGCUACACCGCUGCUGACCUCUGCUUCUCCCUGCAGGAAACCAUCUUUGCAAUGCUGGUGGAGACGACCGAGCGGGCCAUGGCACAUUGCAACAAGCGCGACGUGCUUAUAGUGGGGGGCGUGGGCUGCAACAUUCGCCUGCAGGAGAUGAUGCAGCAGAUGUGCUUAGAACGAGGGGGAAGGCUCUUUGCCACAGACGACCGGUACUGCAUUGACAACGGCGCCAUGAUUGCUUACACUGGGCUGCUGGCGUUUCAGCACGGCGGGCUCAGCAUGACUGUUCCUAUCGAGGAGUCGACUUGCACUCAGCGGUUUCGAACUGAUGAGGUGGAGGCGGUGUGGAGGGAAGGGGAGGGGAGGAAAGGAGAGGGGAUGGAGGGGUUGGAUGGAGGAAGAGGAGGUGUGGGAGUGGGGGUUGCAGCACGGGAUGGAGAGCGGAAGCAUGGGGUUGAGAAUGGAGAUGCGGUUGGAAUUGGUGGGAAGGGGUGUGCAGGUGAGCAGGAGGGGUUGGGAGCGGUGGAUCAUGUGGCAGGGCAUUUAGAAAAGAAGCUCAAAGCUGGUGGGGAGGAGAGAAGGGAAGAGAGGGAAGAGAAGGCAGCAAAAGAGGAGCCCUCUUUUCUGCUGGUAGGCUGA
Molecule: messenger RNA, 1710 nt
Organism: Closterium sp. Naga37s-1
Lineage: Eukaryota; Viridiplantae; Streptophyta; Zygnematophyceae; Desmidiales; Closteriaceae
Source: the annotation of a GenBank genome assembly